CAUCGACUUGCAUUAGAACCGGUUCGUUUUGUGGAGGGCGACACAAGAUCCGAAUCUCGAACGUGGGACUGGCCUGUGAGCAGCUUCAGACGAAGUGCACUUCUUUCUCCUCUUCCUUGUUCUCAAAUUUCCUAAUUUCAAAUCUCUAUCUUCUAAAACCCUAAUAAAUUUCAUCAACUUCACAUCCUCCUUCCAAUUAUCCGCCCAAUUAGCGAAAUUGUGUAGUUCCUGGAGUUCUCUUUGUUAGGUAUUUUCCUGAACUAUUGAAAGCAGCAGGUGGGGGGAACCGUCGAGUGGCAAAAUGUUGGGCGGAUUGUACGGAGACCUCCCUCCUCCCUCGUCGGCAGAGGAGGAUAAAUCCACCACCAAUUCCUCCACCGUCUGGUCGAGCAGCACCUUGAUGGCGCCGCCGACCCUUCGCAAACCUUCUGCAGCCUUAGCGACGCCGCAAGCCAUCCUAAAGUCCCAAAACAAGACGAAAGCCCAAAAUUCUGCACCCAAAACCAUAACUUCCCCAGCGGUGGCGCCGGUUCCCACUGUGCUGCCGGAAGAGCCUGCACAACCGGCGCUCGUGGGGGUUACUUCUGUGGUCAUCGAGGAGUAUGACCCAGCGAGACCGAAUGAUUAUGAAGAAUAUAGGAGAGAGAAGAAGAGGAAAGCAUUGGAGGCCGAGAGAAUGAGGGAACUUGAGAGGAGGAGGCAAGAGGAGGAGGAGAGAGAAAGGAGGGAGAGGGAAGAAAGGGACAGGGAAAGAGAGAAGGACAGGAAUAUUUCAGGGGAAGAAGCUUGGCGAAGGCGCGCGGCCAUGAGCGGUGCUGUCCCAAGGUCACCAUCACCACCUAGUAACGGUGAUAGAUUUACCAUUGGGAAGUCGGAAACUGCUGGAUUGGGGGUUGGUGCAGGUGGACAAAUGACUGCUGCACAGAGGAUGAUGGCAAAGAUGGGUUGGAAGGAGGGACAAGGCCUUGGGAAACAGGAGCAGGGGAUCACAACACCACUGAUGGCAAAGAAGACUGAUCGAAGAGCUGGAGUGAUUGUGAAUGCGAGUGAGACAAAGCCAGAGAAGAAGGUGAAGAGUGUGAGUUUCAAUGGACCACCUACUCGGGUUUUGUUGCUCAGGAACAUGGUGGGUCCUGGUGAGGUAGAUGAUGAGCUAGAAGACGAAGUUGGAUCGGAGUGCUCGAAGUAUGGGACAGUUACUCGGGUUUUGAUAUUUGAGAUAACAGAGCCAAACUUCCCGCGUGAUGAGGCAGUCAGAAUUUUUGUAGAAUUUGAGAGAUCAGAACAAACAACAAAAGCAUUGAUUGAUCUUGAUGGACGGUUCUUUGGAGGUAAUGUGGUUCGUGCAACCUUCUAUGACGAGGAAAGGUUCAGCAAGAACGAAUUGGCUCCCAUGCCAGGUGAAAUCCCAGGUUUUUGACACAAUUUUCCAUGGCUAUUUCCAAAUUUACUCUUAAUUGGGUUCCCAGUUGGUUAAUAUGGAGAAGUAAGCUGUGUUGUAAGUAGGUUCAAUUUAGGGUUGGACUUAACGAGAUUAACCAUUACUUGCAUGGGUGAACUGUUACAAUCUUAUGAACACUACAACGGUUUUGCUCACUUUCUGCUCAUGAAACUUGAAUUAUUCUUAAUCGACUUUUAGUUCAUGAGAUUUGAUAAAAUUAAUGCUUCUAGUUUUGUAUUUUUA
Manihot esculenta (cassava) is the source of this 1684-nucleotide messenger RNA. Its product is annotated as DNA-damage-repair/toleration protein DRT111, chloroplastic. Gene Ontology annotation, molecular function: RNA binding. NCBI's taxonomy places the organism in Eukaryota, Viridiplantae, Streptophyta, Magnoliopsida, Malpighiales, Euphorbiaceae. The transcript has 2 exons. Bases 302 to 1420 code for a protein of 372 amino acids. Gene Ontology annotation, cellular component: precatalytic spliceosome. The record is from RefSeq and is a predicted model, not a curated record. Gene Ontology annotation, biological process: mRNA cis splicing, via spliceosome.